AUGGACGGUGAUCCCAAGGUCGAGUCGCAGCUCGACUCGUUCAGCUUAACCUUCCCUCUCCCCUAUCGCAUAGGAUUCGUCAUUGUUCUUGCCGUCUGGGGCUGGGGUGUCAACCUGCAUUACCUACACAAAGUCAAGAUCGAUGUACCCUCCCUGAUCCGAUAUCCCUCUCGGUCGUCCCCGACACAGCCGGCGCAUCACCUCUCGACGUAUCGCCUCGCGACCGUCCUCUCGACCGUUUUCUUCCUCUCGAUAUCGACGUUCUGGAUCUUUACCCGACGGACACCCUCGCUCGUCAUCGAAUAUGACUGGCUGCCAAUGACUUACCUCGUCGCCCUCGCGGCCCUGUUCUUCGUUCCCGUCCGCAAUUUUUCGCAAGGCGGGCGCUCGAGGUUCCUUGCUACGCUCCGCCGCGUCAGUAUCGGGGGACUGGCUGAGGCUAAGGAUGGAAAGUUUGGGGACAUCCUGCUUGCCGAUGUGUUGACGAGCUACUCCAAGAUACUUGGGGACUUGUACGUUGUGCUAUGCAUGUUCUUCACGCCGGCGGGCUCUUCGACUGCUCGGCCGGACCGCAACUGCGGUGGCACAGUCAUGGUGCCGCUUAUCAUGGCUGUGCCGUUCGCAAUCCGAUUCCGGCAAUGCAUCAUCGAGUACCUGCGAGUCCGACGAGCGCCUUACAAGGAGUCGGCGGGCUGGGGCGGUCAACACCUCGCCAACGCCACCAAGUACGCCACCGCCUUCCCGGUCAUCAUCCUCAGCGCACUGCAACGAAGCGUCCCGGCCGACCAGCCGGCGCCCGGUCUGAACAGGGCGUGGCUGAUGGCUGUGCUCGUCAACUCCCUCUACUCCUGGUACUGGGACGUCGCCAAGGAUUGGGAUCUGACCCUGUUCUCGUCGGCGCGCGAGCGCAACAACCCGGAGCAUCCGUUCGGUCUGCGCCGACGGCUUGUGUUCCAGCAGCCGAUCAUCUAUUAUGGGGUCAUUGCGAUGGACCUGAUGCUGCGCUGCACAUGGACAGUGAAGCUGAGCGCAAACUUGGACAAUUUCACCGACUUUGAGAGCUGCAUUUUCUUGCUGCAAUCGCUCGAGGUGUUCAGACGAUGGGUUUGGAUCUUCUUCCGGGUCGAGACGGAGUGGAUUAGGAACAACACGACAGGACUGGCGGUUGACGACAUCUUGCUGGGGGACUACCAGGGCAAGUACGAUUCUGACGAAGACUAA
Molecule: messenger RNA, 1221 nt
Organism: Colletotrichum graminicola M1.001
Lineage: Eukaryota; Fungi; Ascomycota; Sordariomycetes; Glomerellales; Glomerellaceae
Product: EXS family protein
Exons: 2
Coding region: 1-1221 (406 amino acids)
Cellular component (GO): membrane; cytoplasm
Source: RefSeq, a predicted model, not a curated record